AAGCUGAAUUGUCAGUUGUUUGGUUUCGGUGUUUUCUGUCAGUGAUUUUUCGUUCGUUGGUUGUUCGUGUCGUCUUCUCGGGUGUGGAAAUGUCUAUCGAGGCCUAAGCUGUGAGGCAGUGUGUGAACGAUGAAAAGUAGCCCCACGCGCAAAUAUGAAAAUUUCUCCAACGACCAGCCUGGGAAGGAAACGGACAAGUAUUCUUUAGACAGCCAAGACACCGCCAGUGUGCAUUCCACGGAGGAGGGGGGCGGGGGGCGGCGUGGGUUGAUCGACGUGAGCGCAGGCGCAGGCGACAUGUGGAUCAGCGCCGUCGAGAGCUCCAUACUGGCCUGGGAGGAGGUGGCUGAACGUCUGAAAGUGGACGUUCGUCGCGGCCUCUCAUGGCGGGAAGCAAACGAUCGAAUGAAUUUUGUUGGCCCCAACGAAUUCCAAGUAAAGGAGCAGGAACCGCUAUGGAAGAAGUAUAUAGAACAGUUCCAGAAUCCGCUCAUCCUGCUGCUGCUUGGCUCAGCAGUGGUGAGCAUCUGCAUGCGGCAGUUCGACGAUGCCAUAUCAAUCACCGUGGCCAUCAUGAUAGUAGUGACCGUUGCCUUCGUCCAGGAGUAUCGCUCCGAAAAAUCUUUGGAGGAGCUGAACAAACUGGUGCCGCCAUCUUGCAACUGUCUCCGAGAAGGCAGCCUGGAGCACUUCUUAGCGAGAAACCUGGUGCCCGGUGAUAUAGUUCACCUCAAUGUCGGCGACCGAGUACCGGCCGACCUCAGGCUUUUUGACUCCACGGAUCUGGCCAUUGAUGAGUCCUCGUUCACUGGAGAGACGGAACCGGCCGUGAAAAGCGUUCUCCCUAAUAAAGCGGCUGCUGGAAGGGUGAAUAAGGAUAACAUUGCGUUCAUGGGGACCCUUGUCCGCUGUGGUAAUGCUAAGGGUAUUGUAGUAAGCACAGGCGAGCGAUCAGAAUUCGGAGACAUAUUCCGCAUGAUGCAAGCUGAGGAAGCUCCCAAGACCCCACUGCAGAAAUCCAUGGAUACCCUCGGAGCUCAGCUGUCCAUGUAUUCGUUCUGCAUCAUUGGCUUCAUCAUGGUAACUGGCUGGCUGCAAGGCAAGGCCCUGCAGGAGAUGUUUACCAUCAGCGUCAGUUUGGCUGUUGCUGCUAUUCCGGAAGGUCUGCCCAUCGUGGUGACGGUCACCUUGGCUCUGGGCGUAAUGCGCAUGGCCAAGAGGAAUGCCAUCGUUAAGAAGCUACCUACGGUGGAAACCCUCGGAUGUGUGAACGUGAUCUGCAGUGAUAAAACCGGAACCCUAACUAAGAAUGAGAUGACAGUGACAACAAUAUCGACGUCAGGCGGCCAUAUUGCCGAAGUCACCGGCACAGGCUACAAUGCAUGCGGUGACAUACAACUGCGAGCUUACAAGGGACGGGACUUGGAUGUAGCUCGGAUGGCUGUCAAUACUAUGCUAGAGGUGGGCGUUCUGUGUAAUAAUGCGACGAUUCGGGACGAUAUUUUGUAUGGACAGCCGACAGAGGGCGCGCUACUUGCUGUAGCACUUAAGAACGGUAUGCGUGAUGUCCGGGAUGAUUAUACAAGGCUACACGAGAUUCCGUUCAGUUCAGAAACUAAGAUGAUGGUUGUCAAAUGUGCGCCCAAGUUUGGAGACGCUAAACUAAAGGAAGAGGUGUUUGUGAAGGGUGCCAUCGAGAAGAUUUUGCCACUCUGCACCCAGUACAUUGAUAGUAGCGGCAACUACGCACCAAUGACUAAGGAGAAACAGAACGAUUUCCUCGGAGAAGCCUACAAUAUUGCUAGGAUGGGUCUCCGUAUAAUAGCGCUAUGCCGCGGGUCGCGCAUGGAGUCGCUGUCGUACACGGGCGUGUGCGGCGUGUGCGACCCGGCGCGCGAGGGCGUGCGCGACGCCGUGGCCACGCUCGCCCGCGCACACGUACACGUCAAGAUGCUCACCGGGGACGCCAGGCCCACCGCACUCGCUGUCGCUCAAAUGGUGGGUCUGGAUGUUCUGCAUUCACAGUCGCUGGCCGGAGACCAGUUGGAUGAAAUGUCUGAUGAAGAACUGGAUAGAAUAAUUGACAAUGUAAGCGUAUUCUACAGAGUGACACCGAAACAUAAGUUGGCUGUAGUCAAGUCACUGCAGCGAGUUGGAAAUAUUGUUGGCAUGACAGGUGAUGGCGUGAACGACGGUGUGGCUUUGAAGCGCGCGGACAUUGGUAUCGCGAUGGGUCGUAAUGGUACUGACGUAUGCAAGGAAGCUGCUGAUAUGAUCCUUGUUGAUGACGACUUUGGAACUAUCAUCUCUGCCAUUGAAGAAGGGAAAUGCAUCUUCUACAACAUCCGAAACUUCGUCCGCUUCCAGCUGUCGACAUCUAUAGCGGCUCUGUCCCUCAUCGCGCUCGCUACUCUCAUGGGUAUACCAAACCCGUUGAAUGCCAUGCAGAUUCUCUGGAUCAAUAUUAUUAUGGACGGUCCCCCGGCGCAGUCGCUGGGCGUGGAGCCGGUGGACCACUCUGUGCUGCGCGGUCGGCCGCGCGACACGUCGCGGCGCAUCAUCUCGCGCGCGCUGCUGCUCAACGUGCUGCUCGCCGCCGCCAUCAUCAUCGCCGGCACACUCUGGGUCUUCAACCGGGAGAUGUCGGACUCUCGGAUAACGCCCCGCGACACAACGAUGACGUUCACCUGCUUUGUCCUGUUCGACAUGUUUAACGCGCUCUCGUGUCGCUCGCAAACUAAGUCUGUCUUCGAAGUGGGACUGUUCUCCAACAAGAUGUUCCUGGUGGCAGUCACGCUCAGUCUCGUGGGACAGAUGCUCGUCAUCUACUUCCCGCCCUUGCAAAAGGUUUUCCAAACUGAAGCACUCACUGGACAUGAUUUAAUAUUCCUGGUAACCCUAACGUCAAGCGUGUUCAUAGUAAGCGAAAUUAAAAAGCUGAUUGAGCGAAGCUUGAAGAAGCGCGCCGCAGGUAAGUUCACGGGCAAGUCCCGGGACGCCAUGGACUUUGUAUGACACAAGCCGGACGGCAAGGCGCAGUAAGUGGGCCGACCGCUCGACGAAACACAUUGGGACUUAUAAACUUUCAAAAUUUGAGUGUCGCGGGAGUGAGUGAGUCGCGAGAGAGUGAGAAUGAGAUUGAGAUCGAAACUCAAGACCUCAAUCAACCACCCUUCUCCAUAUACGACGGAAAAAUCGAUAUUCCUAUGAGUUCCGUAUAGAAAUUACUGCAGUAUUUUUGUGUGAGGUUGACUUGUAAUGAAAUAAGUAUGUACUUUAUGUAAGUGGAAUUAGUGUAUAUUUUCGAAUGAUUAUUUUUUAUUCGCAAUACGAAUUGGACGUUUGUUUUUUUUUUUUAAGUCGAAAUGUGUCUGUCGUAUAUGUGAGUAAUGUGUACGUUUUUUAUGGUGUAGUUUGUAUGUAGACAAUUGUGGAUUCUAACAUUGCAGAGUUAUCCACUGACUUAUGUUUUUAGAAUGUUGUUAUUAUAUUAUCAAAUCUCAUUAGAUCGUUUAAAUAGUGUUAAGAGAUUCUGCAAUGUUAGAGUCAUUUAGUAAAGGGAGAAUAUCUCUUAACACCGUACUCAGAUAUGUUUAAUUGUUACUAUAAUAAUAAUUAUUAUUGUAACAAUGGAUAAGGAUUUAAGUAACCAUUAAAUGAAUCUGAGCACGGCGUUUCAUUAUGCAUUUAAAUUAUGACAUUUGACAUGAAAAUGAACAAUAGUGUGUAAUCAAUGUGACAGUGUUAAUACCAUUAUGAUGUCUUGAAAUUAUUCGCAAGAAUAUCUUUUAUAAAAUUAAUAAAAGUUUUCACUAAUAUGUGAAAGGAUUUAAAUGAUAAAAUGUUGAUAAAAACCACUACAAGUAUAUCAAUGAAAGCAUUCCUUUAUAUAAUACUAAGGCUGAGAAAAUUAG
Spodoptera exigua (beet armyworm) is the source of this 3914-nucleotide messenger RNA. The record is from the annotation of a GenBank genome assembly. NCBI's taxonomy places the organism in Eukaryota, Metazoa, Arthropoda, Insecta, Lepidoptera, Noctuidae.